Messenger RNA from Pelodiscus sinensis (Chinese soft-shelled turtle), 2151 nucleotides. NCBI's taxonomy places the organism in Eukaryota, Metazoa, Chordata, Testudines, Trionychidae. The record is from RefSeq and is a predicted model, not a curated record.
AUGGCUCCGUGGCCACUCUAUGACACUUGCCUUGAUCCGGUGUUCAGUGCAGAUAAAAUCCUGUCCCCUCUCCCCGAUGCGUGGACAGAUAGUUACCAGGCAAAGGGGUUGCUAGGUGUUGUAACUUCCUUUCUUGUUCCCCUCUCCCUAGGGCUCUAUGGGAAAGAUGGCAUCCUGCCAGCCCGUAAGAUGCUGCGUGUCUCUGGGAAGGGCUUAUGGGAGCAGCUGCGGGAUUCCCCAACACUGCUGUGGUUUGGCCCACGCCUGGGGCUGGACACGGAACUGGGCAUGGAGCUACUGUGCCUGCUGGGUGUGCUGACUUCCUUCGGCACCCUGGUGUUUGAGCCCCUGCGGGACAGCCUCGUCUUCCUGCUGCUCUGGGCACUCUACCUCUCACUCUAUCAGGUGGGGCAGGUGUUCCUGUACUUCCAGUGGGACAGCCUCCUGCUGGAGACAGGCUUCCUGGCCGUGCUGGUGGCCCCGCUGCACCUGCUGAAGUGGCGCUCCACUGCCUGGCGGCCACACGACAGCAUCACCUUCUGGCUGAUGCGCUGGCUGCUCUUCCGCCUCAUGUUCGCCUCGGGUGUGGUAAAGCUGACCAGCCGCUGCCCCACGUGGUGGGGGCUCACAGCCCUGACCUAUCACUACGAGACCCAGUGCAUCCCCACGCCGGCUGCGUGGUUUGCCCACCAGCUCCCCGUGUGGUUCCAGAAGCUCAGUGUGGUGGCUACGUACGUCAUCGAGAUCGCUGUCCCCCUGCUCUUCUUCUCCCCCAUCCGCCGCCUCCGCCUCUUCGCCUUCUACUGCCAGGUCCUGCUCCAGCUGCUGAUCAUCAUCACAGGCAACUACAACUUCUUCAACCUGCUCACCAUCGUCCUCUGCUUCUCGCUGCUGGACGACGAGCAUGUGGGGCUGUGGUUGGGGCGCAGCAAGAAGCGGCCUGCCAGCGCCUGGCCUCCCAGCCUGGUGUCUGUCCUCUCCACGCUGCUGGAGUUGAUGGUCUAUGGGCUACUCAUCUACUGGAGCAUCCAGGACUUCGGCCUGCAGUUCAACUGGGAGAAGCAGCUGAUUGAAUCCAAAACAGCUUUCACUUACCAUGACUUCAUCCAGUGGCUGAAGACGGUGACUCUCCCUAUUGUGGGACUGAGCCUCCUCUCCCUGGCCUGGGAAAUCAUCUAUGCCCUGUACAGGUGUGCCUGCGUCCGGGGCUUUCCCUGGAAGCUCUGGGCUACUUUGCAAUGGGCUGUCUUUGCUGCCGCCGCAGUGGGAAUGUUUACUGUCAGCCUGGUCCCCUUUACCUACAUUGAGUACGAGUCGAACGGAAAGCUGUGGCCCGGCAUCCACCAGAUGUUCGGGGCUGUUGACCGCUACCAGCUGGUGAACUCGUACGGGCUCUUCCGCCGGAUGACGGGGGUCGGGGGCCGGCCGGAGGUGGUGGUGGAAGGAAGUUACGACAAGGAGAAAUGGACGGAGAUCGAGUUCAUGUACAAGCCGGGGAACGUCAGCGCCGCCCCUCCUGUGGUGCUCCCCCACCAGAUGUGGUUUGCGGCCCUGGGGCACCACAGUCAGAGCCCCUGGUUCACCAGCUUCGUCUAUCGCCUGCUGCAGGGCAAGAAAGACGUGAUCCACCUGGUACAGAUCGACGAAACGAAAUACCCAUUCAGCGCGCAGCCGCCUGCCUACAUCCGAGCCCAGCUCUACAAGUACUGGUUCACUGAGAGCACCAAGGACGGGACAAGACUCCCCUGAAGCGCCCUCCGGACACCUUCCUGCCCAGGGCCCUGCAGCUCAUCCGGGAGGUGAGCCGCCCCUACUCGGGCCCUGCCGUGGUGUGGUCGCUCUACCUCACGGCUGCCACCAUCUGCCUCCUGCGCGCACUGGGCAGCAGGACCCUGGGCGGUGCCCCCAGCAGCCGGCACAAGGGCUCCAAGCGGCCGGACGCAGCCGAGGGGGACGGGGACCAUGCGGGCGAGAAGAACGGGCAGGUGCGGAAGAAGGAGGCGGAGGAGAAGGCUGAGGGCAGAGCCCGAGGGGCUGGAGACACCACUUCUGACAGCCUGCGGAGCACCAGGAAGAAGAAGUAGCCCCCCUGUCUUCCAGGCACUGACGGCAAUGGCUCCGCUCUGGUGUCCUGUCUCUGGCCUUGCUGCU